Messenger RNA from Xiphias gladius (swordfish), 1863 nucleotides. RefSeq names its product protocadherin alpha-7-like. The record is from RefSeq and is a predicted model, not a curated record. Gene Ontology annotation, cellular component: plasma membrane. Gene Ontology annotation, biological process: homophilic cell-cell adhesion. Gene Ontology annotation, molecular function: calcium ion binding. NCBI's taxonomy places the organism in Eukaryota, Metazoa, Chordata, Actinopteri, Istiophoriformes, Xiphiidae. The transcript has 3 exons. The coding region runs from base 1 to 1863 and encodes 620 amino acids.
AUGCUGUCCAUGGUGCUGAAAGUGCACAAAGCAGGCGACAGCGUGUCUGCCGAGUUAGUGCUGCAGAAAGCUUUAGACCGCGAGAAGCAGCCUGUGAUCCCCAUGACACUGAUAGCAGUGGAUGGGGGGAGUCCUCCGAAAUCAGGCACCUCACAGCUCGUUGUUAAUGUUUUAGAUAACAAUGACAACAUUCCGAUAUUCAGCGAAACGUUGUAUAAGGCAAAAAUUCACGAAAACGCUCCCCUGGGCACUAUAGUAAUCGCCGUCAACGCCACCGAUGCAGACGAGGGCCUGAACAGUGAGAUUGUGUAUUCACUGAGAAGCAAGGAUCAAGAUCGUGUACUUGAUGUGUUUGAAAUUGAAAGUCAAACGGGGGUCAUUAAAGUAAAAGGCCACAUAGACUUUGAAGAAAGAAAAGCCUUCGAGAUACGUGUAGAGGCCAGUGACAGAGGUCAGCCCCCGAUGUCUGCUCAUUGCAAGGUGCUGGUAGAAGUGGUGGACCUCAACGACAACGCUCCCGAGAUCACGGUGACGUCACUACAUAACUCAGUGAGAGAGGACGCUGAAGCAGGUACCGUAGUUGCGCUUGUGUCAGUCCUCGACAGAGAUGGAGGAAAAAACGGCGACGUGAAAAUCCAAAUUAAAAAUGAGGUUCCAUUCAAACUCGAAACAAACUACAAAAACUAUUAUUCUUUGUUAGUUUACGGGAACCUGGACAGAGAGAGUGUCUCUAACUACAGCGUCACCCUAAUCGCCACUGAUAAAGGAGACCCGCCACUCUCCGGCACGAGUGUAGUUUCCAUACACGUUUCUGAUGUCAACGAUAACGCACCUCGGUUCCCAGAGCCCCGAAUAAAUGUAUACGUGAGUGAGAACAGCCCAGUGAGAGCAGUUAUUAAAACAGUGACUGCGACUGAUGCUGAUAUUGAGCAGAACAGCAAGGUGAGCUAUUCAUUUUUACAAAGUAACAGUAACCUAUUACCAACAUUGCUGAACAUCAACUCAGAGACCGGAGAUAUAGUCAGUCUACAGUCUUUUAACCACGAGGAGCUAAAAACGUUUCAGUUUAAAGUUCAGGCCACAGACUCUGGUGUUCCUCCGCUCAGCAACAACGUGACUGUGAACGUUUUCAUCCUGGAUGAGAAUGACAACAGUCCCGCGAUUCUCGCGCCCUAUUCCGAGCACGGAUCCGUUAACAGCGAGAGCAUCCCCUACUCUGCUGAAGCGGGAUACUUUGUGGCAAAGAUCAGGGCCGUAGACGCAGACUCUGGAUACAAUGCGCUGCUCUCUUACCACCUCUCUGAGCCCAAAGGUAACAACCUCUUCCGCAUCGGAACCAGCACCGGGGAAAUCAGGACUAAGAGGAGAAUGAGUGACAAUGACCUGAAGACUCACCCCCUGGUGGUCCUGGUUUCUGAUAACGGAGAACCCUCCCUGUCGGCUACUGUGUCUAUCGAGGUGGUGGUGGUCGAAAGCACAGCUGACAUCCAGACUCAGUUCAGACAUGUGCCCAUAAAGGAGGAGAGCUUCUCCGAUUUAAACCUGUACCUGCUGAUCGCCAUCGCGUCGGUGUCACUGAUCUUUCUGCUCAGCCUCAUCAGUUUAAUAGCGGUCAAGUGCCACAGGUCAGACGGCAGUUUCAGCAGGUACGGCGCCCCAAUGAUCACCACCCACCCUGACGGGAGCUGGUCUUACUCUAAAGCUACUCAGCAGUACGACGUCUGUUUCAGCUCAGACACACUCAAGAGUGACGUAGUGGUUUUCCCCGCACCGUUUCCGUCUGUAGACGCGGAGCUGGUCAGUAUUAACGGAGGAGACACGUUUACCAUGACACAGACACUGCCCAACAAAGAAAAGACUUAA